Seminavis robusta is the source of this 1421-nucleotide messenger RNA. NCBI's taxonomy places the organism in Eukaryota, Bacillariophyta, Bacillariophyceae, Naviculales, Naviculaceae. The record is from the annotation of a GenBank genome assembly.
CGUGCACACGUGCACAUGCUUCCAAACGUAGUCGCAUACGGUACCGUACCCAUCGGAUACUAGUAUGUCAAGCUGUCAUCCUUCCUUCUUCUGCUGUUUUGCUGGGGCAAUACUGCGGUGAGGAUCCUCAAAGUUGAGGUACAUCUUGCCUUUACAUUCAUUCAUGUGAUUGUCCACCGUCCCAUAUCAGUCGGUGGGAAACAUGUGUUGGAGUACUGAAGUAUCCUUGGCUUUUACCAUUUUGGAUGUUUUAAUGGGCAUGUUCAUGUGUUGGCGUCGUCGCGGGGAGGACGUGACGUACGGUUUCGGCUUGCUGGUUCUUGCAGCGCAAGAGCUUUUUCAAUUUCUGUUGUGGUGGGAUGGCACUCUUGCAUUGGCGACAACAGAGAAUCCAGAUGCCUGCUCCGUGCGGGCUACUGUAUUUUCGUUUGGCGCAACCUAUUCCGCAUUUUCCAUAGUGUGGGUGGGAUUGAUCCGAGGGUACAUACAGGGAGGGAACCCAUUGCUUUCCCGUCGAGUCAACAUUUUUUUCAGAGCUGCAUCCUUUUUGGGGUGGAUGUCUUUGAUGAUAGGAAUCACUUGGGCUGUGGUACACACAGGUACUUGGUGUGCUCGAGUUGGCCCCAACCACCACCAACAAUGGAUUUGUGCCCUGAGCCUCAAUAAGAUUGACGGUGGCGGUUUGGAAAACUUUCCUUGGCUUUUGUAUAUCGCUGUUUCGGUGUAUGGUUUCAGCUGUUUGAUGGGGGGCGCUACUGUUCCCAUGCCGUGGCAGGAAUUUGUUGGUUUUAUAGUGAUUCAGGCUAUUACGUCGCUUUCCAUCUAUAUCAGAUUCUGGAAUACGUCCGAGGCUUGCAGCAUUUGGUGUUGGUCGGCUUUUACCAUUGGAAUUGUUGCCGUCUUUCGCCCCGAUCUGGACAAAUACAAGAAUGAGGCUCAUCAGCAAGUGUGUAACAAAGACAAAGAUGACUUCAAUGUCGAGCCACCAGAAAAGAUGGAAUUGGUCGAACCUCUGACUUCUGCAGAAGCGGGCAAGUCCGUCGAAGAGACAGCCUGAUGAACCUGGGAGAACAGUGCUUCACGCAAGUAAUGCGGUUCGCUUCAAACCAGAACUUUGUUUGUCCAGCACAAUCCAUCUCCAGGUCCCCGAUCAUUCUGGACCAACACCAGGACAGUUCUGGUCCCGCUCCCGGACCAACACUAGGGCCAACCGUACUCCUGUUCAUUCUCUACUACUAGGCUCCACUUCAGAACGAAAACACUACUCUAGCUCCUUGCCAUCUCCAUGCCCCGCACCUGGGCUUACCCGAGCAUAUACGGUACCCAAUCCAGGUCCCACACACCCACACCUCACCACGCAUGGUUCAGCGUCCUGGGCUUGAUUCCAGGAACGCCCGGGUUUGUGUGAGUAUACCGUACCG